CGCUAAAAAGGAUUACAAUAUAUAAAAAACGCAGCUUCCAUUUCAAACGUAAUCCAAACAAUAAAGGAAAAUCAAACAAAAAAAUAAAAAAUAGCAAAUUGUAUUUUCUUCUUUCUUCUUCUUGUGAAUAUAGUUGGCAAAUCUGAAUUAGGGUUUUUGGAGAAUACGUCUCUUCUUCGGCUGAAAAGGUUUCCACAGAAUAUGGCUGGCUCUGGUGAAGAAACUGAGCCAGAAUGGAUCAAAAGAGUGAAAUCAGAGGGAGCUGUUCCAUGUCUUAAGCCAGGCAACUGCAAAAAUUGUUGGACAACACCGUCUCCGGACACGUUUAUGGUUAGAGGACCACAGUAUAUCUCUGACAAGGUGAAAGUACCUGCUGGUGAUUUCCUUCUAAAGCCUCUCGGUUUCGAUUGGAUUAAAGGCCCUGCAAAGCUCUCUGAGAUCCUAACUUAUCCAAGCAGCCGAAUCAGGAAAGUUAUCGAUGAGGAGUUUCAAACAGAUGAAGCUAAGCCUUUUGUUUGGGCAUUCAAUCUCCAGCUUCCCCACAAAGACAACUACAGUGCUGUGGCUUACUUUGUUGCCACAGAGCCUAUCCUCGAAGGCUCCCUGAUGGAUCGGUUUCUGAAAGGAGAUGAUGGGUUUAAGAAGUCGAGGCUAAAACUGAUUGCAAACAUUGUCAAGGGACCUUGGAUUGUGAGAAAGGCUGUUGGAGAGCAAGCCAUCUGUGUGAUUGGACGUGCACUGACUUGCAAAUAUGUUUCGGGAGAAAACUUUGUGGAGAUUGAUGUGGAUAUCGGAUCUUCAAUGGUCGCUAGUGCCAUUGUUCAUCUCGCGUUUGGCUACAUUACAACGUUGACUGUUGAUCUUGCAUUCCUCAUUGAGAGCCAAACCGAGGCAGAGCUUCCGGAAAAGCUACUAGGAGCUGUGAGAUUCUCAGAGCUUCAGACCGACUCAGCCAUGUCGGUCGAACUGUCCUCGAGCGCCAGUAAUAACGGGUUAGAGCGGUCGAGCUGGUGGAAAUCGAUUGGGAAUGGAUUCUCUAAUCUACUUAAUCAAGAUACAGCCAACGUUAACAAUACUUCUCCUGGGAUUAACCACAAGGAUGAAAAUGUAAAUAAGCAGUAAGUGUUUUGGUUUUGGGAGUUACUUCACAAUUCUUUUGUAUUUUUUCGAUUUCUUUACCAAAAGCCAACAAAUAUUUUUUUAUUUAUCAUUUCUUAUUAACUGCAAAAUGUAUAGAUUGUUUUACUAAUUUGGAAUAUUUUUUUCUUAAAAUGGAUUAUGAUCCCCUUGCGUGAUAUUUUAACUA
This is a messenger RNA of Thlaspi arvense, 1306 nucleotides long. The record is from the annotation of a GenBank genome assembly. Lineage: Eukaryota; Viridiplantae; Streptophyta; Magnoliopsida; Brassicales; Brassicaceae.